This is a messenger RNA of Cannabis sativa, 666 nucleotides long. RefSeq lists its product as uncharacterized. Bases 1 to 666 code for a protein of 221 amino acids. Lineage: Eukaryota; Viridiplantae; Streptophyta; Magnoliopsida; Rosales; Cannabaceae. The record is from RefSeq and is a predicted model, not a curated record. Gene Ontology annotation, molecular function: catalytic activity. The transcript has 2 exons.
AUGUACGGCCCGCCCUAUGCAAUCAUGAAGAAGGAUUUUUGGGAUUGGCUUCUCCAAAAAGUGCAACUCUGUUCAGACGCUUGGGCUGUAAUGGGUGAUCUGAACGUAAUUAUGGAUGAAAAUGAAAAACUUGGGGGGCGACCGUAUCAAUUACGUGAAGGUAACAUUCUCAAGGAGUUCAUUUUAAACACGGGAGGAGUUGAUUUGGGGUUUGAAGGUGCCCCUUGCCCCUGGCAAAAUACAAGGUCUUAUUCCCACCACAUCCGCAAACAACUUGAUAGAGCAAUUGCGGAUGAUCAAUGGUGUGUUUCCUUUCCUAGGGUUACGGUUGUGCAUCUGCCAAUAUAUGGAUCGGAUCAUGCUCCAAUCUUGCUAAAAGUCGUGGGAGAUAAUGAAAAGCUCUUGUAUCCCUUUCAGUUCCUAGAAGCAGAGGAACAGAUUUGGGAUUACUUCCAGAGUAAUUUUAAAAAGCUAUACCAGUCCGCAGACCCAAUUUUUGAUGGAGAUUUCGAGUCCCUAUUUUCAGAUCAGGUUACUGUGGAGGAGAAUGAAGCAAUCUGCAACAUUCUGAGUGAAGAAGAGAUCAGAAGUGUGGUUUUCAGAAUGCACCCUCUCAAAUCCCCCAGCUCGUAUAUGGUUUCUCCAGCCAGAGUGUUGCACCUUUAG